Geodia barretti is the source of this 624-nucleotide messenger RNA. NCBI's taxonomy places the organism in Eukaryota, Metazoa, Porifera, Demospongiae, Tetractinellida, Geodiidae. The record is from the annotation of a GenBank genome assembly.
AUGACCCCCAACAUCUUCCUCACAGGCUUCUCCGGCACCGGCAAGACCACUAUCGGGCGCGAGGCGGCGCGCAUACUCGGCUGGCGCUUCGUUGACCUCGACGAGUGCAUCGAGGCGGACGCUGGCAAGUCCAUCGACGCGAUCUUCGCUGAGCAUGGGGAGCCGCACUUCCGCGCGCUCGAAGCGCAGACGCUGCUCGCCGCCUGCAAGUCCGAGCGGCAGGUCGUGUCCACGGGCGGCGGUAUCGCAGAGAGCGCCGAUAAUCGCACCGCCAUGAUGCAGCACGGCGCUGUCGUCUGUCUCGAAGCCUCGCCGGAGACCAUAUACGAGCGCGUACUCGCGCAGAGCACAGGCGACGAUGCUAUCGUGCGCCCCAUGCUCGCCGCAGACGACCCCCUGGACCGCAUCCGUUUCUUGAAGUCCCAGCGCCAACUGAACUAUACUCUUGCUCACUGGACAGUUCACACCGACAUACUGUCGCCCGAGCAGGCGGCGCACGAAGUCGUCCGCGCGUUCGACAUACUCAACGACGACGAGGAAGGGAUAUGCUGGAAAGCCUAUCCUGAUUGGAUGCGCGACAGAGCAAAUCAACUAGAAGAUGAGGACAAACAGCCAACCGGCUAA